This is a messenger RNA of Gregarina niphandrodes, 1182 nucleotides long. RefSeq lists its product as hypothetical. NCBI's taxonomy places the organism in Eukaryota, Apicomplexa, Conoidasida, Eugregarinorida, Gregarinidae. Bases 1 to 1182 code for a protein of 393 amino acids. The record is from RefSeq and is a predicted model, not a curated record. The transcript has a single exon.
AUGUUUCUGACGAUUGGCCUGCAGUGUUUGGACAAGCUACGUAGUGACCCCGACCUUCGACUAUGUUCAGCGGAGCAAAUCCAGUUCCGCAAAAGCAGCACGGAAAUUGAGGUCGUAAUCGAUCCGGCGUACACGAAGUACUCCGACGCACACGAAACGGUAACGCGGGAGUGUUUGAUGGAGCAGGUGUUGUCCCAGUUGGCAAGACACGUGACAGCGGUAGACGAAAAGGAGAACCCGGCAGAGGCAGAAACUCUUCUCAAGCAUUACAACAUGGUGGUUGCCGGGGACUUGGGCGAGAAGCGGAGAACGACGUUAGACGCGGUGGAGGCAGAGCUUCGGGCCGCCUAUGAGAAGCUGAGUCCCGAACCUGGCAAGUAUUGGCGAGGCGUGUGCCGGCCGCGGCUGGGUCAGAACAAGGAUCACUGGGUCUCGGUGGUCCCGGAGCUUCGAGAAAGACUUUGCGAGGAAUGUCUGCCACGACAGCUCUCGGACCUGCGGUGGCCGAAGAGGAUUCGUAGCUUCGUGGGGGAGGGAGCCCCUCUGACUAGCAUCCUACCGGGCGACGGAAUGCCACAGGGACGCACUUGGUGUCAGGUUACGGAGGAUGCCGAAACCCGGGUUUCCGUAGACGCAGAAACAAAAGGCGUGACGACCAUCAAGAUCCCGACACCGAUGACCUGUGAGCCUUUGAAAGAGGAAGCCUUUGAAUCUGUGGGCCAGACGAGGGUCGAACGCACACGACGUGCACCGAGAGUCGAACGCACACGACGUGCACCGAGAGUCGAACGCACACGACGUGCACCGAACGUUGAAAUGGAGCUCCAGAAGCGACUGAGAAGCGGCUGUAUCAUACAACUUCGGGACUUACUCAAAACGUACCGGCUCACUUACGCACAAUGUGACGACCUCGUGUACCAACUUCGCCGGCGCUUGCUCUCCGUAGAGGAACAGUACCCCAGAGGUCAGAACUACUGCGUCGGCUCCUACGGCCAAGUGUAUCUCAGUUUGGAUAAAGGCAACCCAGGCACCGAACUGCAUAUCGUCCUUAAUCCAUGGUGCAUGCAGGCCAAUUCCGAAGAACAAGCGACUGAAAUCACUGAGGAAUUUAUCGACCAAUUCCGUGCGGAUGCAGGCUGUGACAUAAUCCAGCCUACUGGCCCCAAAAUUAGAAUUUGUUGA